GAACUAUUGCAGAGCGAGAAGACACCUCAGAGAGAGGGCGCGUAUUAUAAAAACUAGACCCGACUCUUACAUAACACAUACCAGAAGCAAACAAAGAAACGUUGUUCAUGGCAUCCUUCCCGAUGCGUGUUUACGUGUAGAAGAAAGAGAUAAGAGACAGUAGAGCCUUUGCUCAAGCAACGAGAGUAGAGUGUUCUUUUUCUGUUUGUUUCUUUGGCUGUGAAUCAAUAAUGGAGGCUUUGAUGAACAGAGGGGUCUUUCGGGUUUCAAUGUGCGGUCAAGAAGAGAUCGAACAAUUGUCGAGGGACGGUAGCCAUUACAGUGUCUCUACGGGGAUUUUGCCGUCCCUUGGAGCAAGAAGCAAUCGCAGAGUCAAGCUUAGGAGAUUGAUUAUAUCGCCAUAUGACCACCGCUACAGGAUAUGGGAAACUUUUCUCGUUGUUCUGGUCAUCUAUACUGCGUGGGUAUCGCCGUUUGAAUUCGGCUUCCUUGAGAAACCACAGGGACCACUCUCCAUUACUGAUAAUGUUGUCAAUGGAUUCUUUGCUCUGGAUAUCAUUAUUACCUUUUUCGUAGCAUACCUUGACAGAACAACCUACCUACUCGUUGAUAAUCCAAAGAAGAUAGCAUGGAAAUAUGCACGUUCCUGGUUAGCCUUUGAUGUCAUAUCCACAAUCCCUUCGGAGCUUGCUCAGAAGAUUGCUCCUUCACCUUUCAGGUCAUAUGGCUUAUUCAACAUGCUUCGCCUCUGGCGUCUCCGGAGAGUUAGUGCCCUAUUUUCCAGAUUGGAAAAGGAUAGGAACUACAAUUACUUUUGGGUUCGAUGUGCAAAACUUAUUUGCGUUACCCUUUUUGCGGUUCAUUGUGCUGGAUGUUUCUAUUAUUAUCUGGCAGCGCGUUAUCAUGACCCUCAGAGGACAUGGAUUGGUGCGUCAAUGAAUAAUUUCCUUGAACAGAGCUUGUGGAUCCGCUAUGUGACGACGAUCUACUGGUCUAUCACUACUCUAACUACUGUUGGAUAUGGUGAUUUGCACCCUGUGAAUACAAGGGAGAUGACCUUUGACAUCUUUUAUAUGCUUUUCAACCUUGGAUUGACAGCAUAUUUGAUUGGAAAUAUGACAAACUUGGUUGUCCAUGGGACGAGUCGGACCAGAAAAUUUAGAGAUACCAUUCAAUCUGCCUCUAGUUUUGCCCAGAGGAACCAGCUGCCAGUUCGCUUGCAAGAUCAGAUGCUAUCACAUUUAUGUUUGAAGUUUAGAACAGACUCAGAGGGGCUCCAGCAGCAAGAGACCCUUGAUUCCCUUCCUAAAGCAAUCCGUUCAAGCAUUUCUCAUUAUCUUUUCUACUCUCUUGUGGAUAAGGUGUAUCUGUUUCAAGGGGUUUCAAACGACUUGCUUUUUCAGUUGGUAUCAGAGAUGAAAGCUGAGUAUUUUCCUCCAAAGGAAGAUGUGAUCUUGCAGAAUGAGGCACCCACAGACUUCUACAUCCUUGUCAAUGGAGCAGUGGAUCUAUUGGUCAAGAAAAAUGGAGGUGAACAGGUUGUAGGAGAGGCAAAAACUGGUGAUGUCUGUGGAGAGAUUGGAGUACUUUGUUACAGGCCACAACUAUUUACAGUGCGGACCAAAAGGUUGAGCCAGCUACUGCGAGUGAACCGUACCACAUUCUUAAAUAUUGUUCAGUCCAAUGUUGGAGAUGGGACCAUAAUCAUGAAUAACCUGCUUCAGCAUUUGAAAGACCUUAAUGACCCAUUAAUGUCCGAAGUUCUGGUGGAGACUGAGAAUAUGCUAGCUCGUGGCAGAAUGGACUUACCUCUUAGUCUAUGCUUUGCAGCUCUAAGGGGGGAUGACUUGUUGUUGCAUCAAUUGUUGAAAAGGGGUCUCGAUCCAAAUGAAUCGGACAACAAUGGCCGGACCGCUCUGCAUAUAGCAGCUUCCAAAGGGAGUGAGAAUUGUGUGCUUCUGCUACUUGAUUAUGGUGCAGAUCCUAACAGUAGAGACUCUGACGGGAAUGUGCCACUAUGGGAAGCAUUGCUGGCUGGUCAUGAAUCUGCGAUCAAGGUGCUACUAGAUAGUGGUGCAAAUUUACACCGCGGAGACCUUGGUCAAUUUGCGUGCACUGCUGCUGAACUAAACAGCUUGGCAUUGCUCAAGGAAAUAAUUCGUUAUGGAGGAGAUGUCACACUUCCUAAAAACAAUGGAACCACAGCUCUUCAUGUUGCAGUUUGUGAAGGCAACAUUGAAAUAGUCCAAUUCCUUCUACAUCAAGGCGCUGAUAUUGACAAACCAGACCCUGAGGGUUGGACCCCAAUGGAUCUAGCUGACCAACAAGGACAUGAAGACAUUAAAAUCCUUUUCCAGUCUGCUAAAGAACCCAGAACUGAAUCCAUUGUUGUGAUUCCUGAGCGGAAAAAUGGCACUCGUUUCCUUGGGCGAUUUACGAGUGAGCCAGCAAUCCGUCCAUCCCAGGAGGGCUCAUUCACAGGUACAACAGAUGGAUCGUGGAGCCAAUCGCGUCCAAGGCGCAGGACUAAUAAGUUCCACAACUCACUAUUCGGUAUAAUGUCCUCUGCCCACAAUGGGGAGAAGAACCUUCUAUUCUCUGUUAACAUGAUGAGAAAUGGUAAGGACCGUCGAGAAUCUGGAGAUAACCCUGCUAGAGUGACAAUUAGUUGUCCAGAAAAGGGUGAAGUAGCUGGAAAGCUUAUGCUACUUCCAGGGAGUUUUCAGGAGCUACUUGAGAUAGGUGCUAAGAAAUUCGGGGUCUCGCCAAGUAAAGUACUUAGCAAAGAUGGAGCUGAAAUUGAUAAUAUAGAUGUUAUAAGAGAUGGUGAUCAUCUUACUUUAGUCAGUUAUAUUAGAACUGAAGAAUCUAAUAGCUAAAACUCUCAAAUAGAUGGGUUUCUGUAGUACUUCUUGUACAUCUCUAUAGGUGGAAUUUCUUCUUCUUUUUUUUUUUUUUAAGAAACAAUGACGCACCCCA
Messenger RNA from Carya illinoinensis, 2979 nucleotides. RefSeq names its product potassium channel AKT1-like. The transcript has 11 exons. The record is from RefSeq and is a predicted model, not a curated record. Gene Ontology annotation, molecular function: voltage-gated potassium channel activity; protein binding. The coding region runs from base 231 to 2879 and encodes 882 amino acids. Gene Ontology annotation, biological process: potassium ion transport; transmembrane transport. Lineage: Eukaryota; Viridiplantae; Streptophyta; Magnoliopsida; Fagales; Juglandaceae. Gene Ontology annotation, cellular component: membrane.